AACCACAGAGAGAGAGAGAGAGAAAGAGAAGAAGCGAGUGAGUCAAUGUGAUAUAGAAAAGUUGAAAGAAAAGUAGAGAGUGAGAAGUGAGAGAGAUAUAGAGAAAAUAGGAUUAAGAGUGAGAGGUUGAUCGAAAGUAGAGAAACCAAAGAUGGUGAGAAAAAGAAUGUUUGGUCAGGUCAUGGAAAAAGGAGACAAUCCUGCAUUCUUCAAGAUUCUUCGAAAGGAAGACUUGUCUUCUGAAAUUAUGAGAGGGAUUCCUCGAAACUUCAUCAAAAGCACCUCGGAGGAGGAUUUAUCGGCUAACAUUGUGUUGAAAGUGUCAUGGCGAAGCUCAUGGACAAUCAGAAUAUCUAGAAACCUAUGCUUCUACUACAUGGAGAAAAAGGGAUGGGAUAAGUUUUUGAGUGACAAUGAUUUGGGCAAUAACGAGUACCUUACCUUUACGCACAAAGGACAUAUGUGUUUUAGUGUUGACAUCUAUCAGAUAGACGGUAUGGAGCUGCUUAGGCCGCGCAAAUCUGCACCUACCGUUGCUUUUAGUUCCGUUCGGAACAAGAGAGACCAAAGGGAGAACAUGUUUGAGUACCCUUCGUCUGAAUCAAGCUAUCUUGGUCCCAAAACAGCUGAAUCAACAGGAAGAAGACAAACUGAGAAAUCAAAGAAGAAGAAGAUGAAGGUGGAAAUUAUUUGUGACGAUUCUGAAGACGACACUCUUGUUCCAGAAUUUACCAUCACUAUAAAGAAGUCAUACCUCAUAUUCUUGGGGAUCCCAAAGAAGUUUGAGAAGUUGCAUAUGCCAAAGGAGACAACAAUGUUCAAGAUUUAUGAUCCGGAAAGGGAAACGUCAUGGGAUGUUAUGUAUAAGUUCACUAAUAAUAAGCAAUCAAGAUUCUGUGCUGGAUGGAUCCGUUUGGCUAAAGAUUUAGGUUUAGUGAUUGGAGAUGUUUGCACCUUCAAGCUCGUCAAACCUACCGAGAUGCUUGUUACAGUCACGAGAAGAGAGAUCAAUCUAUGAAACUUUAGUUUAAUUGUGUUAGCAGAACCAAUCUUGAUUACAUUGUUUCUGUUAGACUUUGUAUUGGCACGGAUUUGGAUACAAUGGUUCUUC
This is a messenger RNA of Camelina sativa (false flax), 1111 nucleotides long. RefSeq names its product B3 domain-containing protein At5g18090-like. Gene Ontology annotation, molecular function: DNA binding. NCBI's taxonomy places the organism in Eukaryota, Viridiplantae, Streptophyta, Magnoliopsida, Brassicales, Brassicaceae. The record is from RefSeq and is a predicted model, not a curated record.